GUUAGGUUUGCAAAAUUGGAGUCAAGAAGCCUCUUCUUCCUCUUUCUUCUCUCCUUCUCCUCCUUUUAAUCUCUUCCUCAGCUUCCUUAGCAAUCGUAGCUUCUGUCGAAAAUAAUGUCUGCUUCGUCCAGAUCCAGAUCUAGCGUGCCGGCGAUGAAAAGCGGCUUGAAGCAGUCUAUAUCCCCAGCCGGCCGUUUUUACUCGUCCGCGUUCUCAGCUUCAGCGCCGCCUUCCAACAUCAACGUCUUCGCUACGUCCUCAACGAGCUUCUCGGCACGAUCAACUUCUAACUUCCUUACCCGUUCCUCUUCCCCCACCCGUGUAAACUUAAUCGGAUCCUCGCCGCCGUCCUCCUCCGUCCGCUUCUCCAUCGACCGGCCCAUCUCACCUGGCCGUUCAAUCUCCGCCAUCACCAGCCGCGAUCCGGUCAUCCGUCCACCGAUAUCCGCCCCUGGCCGCCGUAAGACAUGCAUGUGCUCGCCGACCACCCAUCCCGGCUCCUUCCGAUGCAGCCUCCACAAAGGCGUGCCAAACCGCCAAACCGCAGCUGUCUCCUCACCGUCGAAUCGCCUCAACGCUAGACGAUCGGCGAUGACGAACUCACUCGUCCGGAUCGGAACGGUUGAGGGCGAGUUGGUCAAGAGGGCCCUUGCAGCCCUGAUCCGCCCUUCCUCGCAUCAUCAGCGCCGGAGAGCUGACUUCCGUCCUCGGCCAAGUCGCCUUUCCAAGAUGUCCAUCGCUGAAGAUCUAUGAUCUGAUAUAGAAGGGGUUAUAGAUCUCGAAGCAGUCGGAAGAUCCGUUUAAGUGUUUUUCUCUCUACAUAAAUUUCUCCGUCGUCGUUGACGCGCGCCGUUGCUGUUUAGUGCGUGUCCGUUGUCACCACGGUCCCGUCGUGUUGUCGCCGUCGCCGUCAACUUUUGAACCAGCAUUAGUGGUAUCUAUGAAGAGGUUGGGUGCCUUUCGUUACUUCCAGUGCAAGAAAAGGAGGCGUGGUCCUUAAGCAGCUUCGGAUCCUUCUGAAAUUGAGAUAACUAUAUAUAAAAAAUCUUUAAAUUGAAAAUAAUAAUAACAUA
Messenger RNA from Dendrobium catenatum, 1073 nucleotides. RefSeq lists its product as uncharacterized. The transcript is spliced from 3 exons. The record is from RefSeq and is a predicted model, not a curated record. Lineage: Eukaryota; Viridiplantae; Streptophyta; Magnoliopsida; Asparagales; Orchidaceae. Bases 115 to 753 code for a protein of 212 amino acids.